Molecule: messenger RNA, 3918 nt
Organism: Penicillium olsonii
Lineage: Eukaryota; Fungi; Ascomycota; Eurotiomycetes; Eurotiales; Aspergillaceae
Source: the annotation of a GenBank genome assembly
AUGCACCCUCUAAAUCCCUUUCUCCGUGCCUUCUUCCGGAGCACUGUCCCGGGCCAGUGUGUACCGGUAGAGAACCAUGUCUUGCUAGUCCCCACGACCGAUUCUCUCAUCAGCUCGCGCGAACGGGAGUCCAAUCUGCUAUAUUCAGAUCUGGUCGCAUCGGAAGAGUUCCUCGGUAGCCAUGUGCUGCGCGUCCCGGUCCAUACCGGCUCCUCGAAUUCUAAGGAGGAGACCAACGUCCGAGACAACCGAGGGAAGGCGAAGCAAGUGACUACCUUCAACGGGAGAACCGUGAUUAUCAAGGAAAACUCAGUGUACAGCAACAAAGGAUUCAAGUCCCUCACGCAAGCUCAAUUAUUAUCGGACGCGCUCUACUACCCCUCCGCCAACGAGUCGCGGCCAUGGCUCGUAUACUACAUUUCGCGCCCGCUGAUAGGCACGUUCGAUCCCGCGAGGGUCAUCCCCGCUGUGGUCCCCGGAGUCGAAUUCAGCGCACCGAAGCCGACGAACAUCGAUAAGGGUUAUGGCAGUGGAACUUCAAUCGGUACCCCGCCGAAGCAAGAAAUCAAGACAUUUGGAGAAUUGCUUGCCAAUUUCCCCAUGAUCGCUAGGCAGAUGCAACCGGGGUUAGAAAGGCUGUUCCGUGAAUUCGGAAAGGAGCUGGGGAAGCCGUUGCCCCCGCCCCCUUCACGAUCGCCAUCUGCAUCUGGCAGUGAUCGAGUCCGCCAGGUGUCCCGAGCGGAAUCCUUGGCAGACGACACCUCUUCCAUCCGCAGCUGGUCGUCGCGAAAUAGAGGACGCUUGCCUUUCAACUCAGAGGAAUACUUUGAGGAUGACGAGGAUCUAAUGCGCCGGAGCCUGGAGACUGCCGUGACUGCCGCGAUUGAUCUGUUCCGUCUGGUAGACAAGCAGCAACUGUCGUUGCUCGGUGCCACCACAGAUUUGACAGGCCCCUUGGUGGAGCGCUUGAUAGAACGCUAUGUCGCCGAGCAAGUCCACGAGCCACUACUGUUCCCGCGCCUCUGUUCUUUCCGCCAACCCGAGGAUACCGAGCUGGAUUCCCGUAUCCGUCAGAUGGAAAGUAUUGAUGUCUCUCAAGUCGGGAUUUCGGUCGAGGGGGGACGUGAAGGGAAACGAGAAUUGAUUCGUCGGCUCGGUCGGGGUGUGGAGGAGUUCAGAAAGAUUAAUGAUGCUCGAUGCCCCCAUGAUAUGCUCAACACUCUUCUCAGCACGGUCAAGGUCGUGUCAUACCCUGGCAGUUAUGACCAGGUGGAUGGCCCAGCCUCCGAGAAGGGUACUUCAUCCGUCACGAUCAACGCAGAUGUUUUGGUGUCCUUGCUGCUAGUCGUUGUGAUCCGGUCUCAGAUCCGUCACCUCCAAGCCCGACUAUUAUACAUGCAGCACUUCAUUUACAUCGAUGACGUGGACAGCGGCGAGAUGGGCUAUGCACUAAGUACCUUCGAAGCUGUUUUGAUGUACCUUGUCACGGAUUCCGCUGGUCUUCGACGUGCAAGUGUUCGAAACAGACGCCUGUGGCAAGCCACCAAAGCAGGCAAGAUAUCGGACAUGAAGUCGAUAUUGGAACCAAAUGGAGACCACGAAUCGAUAGACGACAUCACUCCACCAGAGCCAGAGCGAAAGUCUGUCUUUUUCCAAACGGACGAAGUCGAUGAAUCGGAUGACCUACCGUUCGAGAGUUCCUUCACCAGCAGUACCAAUGGCGAGCUAGAGUCAGAAGAAGCAGUUGUCGACGACACACCGCCGCUUUCGCACGUCUUCCCUUUCCAGAACUGGAAUGGGACUUUCCUUCCUGAGUCUCACCGUCCAGUCAAGAAAGUCUCGAUGGAUGUCCGGAGUUUGUCCGAGUCGUCGGCCAUAUCAUUCAUCUCCAGAACCACAACACUGAACUCCAUGGCCAGUGGAAUUGAAGGGGAUAGCUCAAUUGAGACCUUGACUAAGACUCAAGAUCCUGCAGGCCAUUCAAUACCGAUGAUGGCAGUCGAGGGCCGCCAGCCGGACGCUUUGAGGUAUCUGCUGACCCUCGAAGAGUAUUUCCCGCUGGAUGAGAUCUUGCAAGAUACCAAUGCUGAUGGGACGACUUUGCUGAACGCUGCUGUGCAGCUCGCAAACAAGGAGAUCGUUAAUAUCCUCCUGGACUUUUUGUUCGCAAAGACGGAUUCCAACGUCAUUGCCUUUUAUCUGACCAAGUCUGAUGUCCACGGCCGCACCGUUGCCCAUUAUAUCUUCAGCACGCCAUCUCUUCUCGUGAGGCUUGGAGAGUUCAUGCCAUGGAGACAACGAGACAAGCAUGGCCAGACGCCAUUGUUUGCGCUUUGUCGAUCAUAUGAUCACCCUGAAUACAAGCAGAUGGUACAAGCAGCCUUAACAGCAGCGCAGCGCGCGCAAGGCGACAACAAACCCCUCCAGCUUGAUGACCAUGUUGAUGCCAAGGGCAACACACUCCUGCACAUUGUAGGCGAUCCGGAAAUUACCCGACGAAUUCUCCAAGACAGUGAUUGUGACCCGAAUGCCACAAACGACAAGAGAUUCACUCCAUUGAUGAUGGCUAGCAAGUACGGGCGAGUCGACCAAGUUCGCAUUCUGUUUCUGGACCCACGAGUCGAUGUACACGUGAAAGAAGCCCGUGGAUUGACAGCCGUGGAGCUGGCCAAGGACGACGAGGUGCGAAACCGGAUCGACGAUUUGAUCUUGCUGUCUCACCCCCCUUCGGCCUGUGGUGAUCCAUCUGGUCGCGUCACAACAGUUGUGCGGUCAUUCUUCGUCGAGGAUGCAACGGUGCGAUUUAUUCUCAAAUCGGGCGCCCCCUAUCAUCCAUCAAAGUCCAUGGCAUCAUCGCGACCUGGAUCAACAACAUACACUGUCACAACCUGCCGGCGCAACUUCUCCGACUUCCAGCACUUGGCCAAGUGUCUUGCCGUGGAACAUCCUGCAUCGUACAUGCCGUCCUUGUUGGAUUUCCGCAACCCUUUCCAGAUCCACUCCAAACCCUCACGAUCUGUGCUCCACGAUCUUCAGGAGAGACUUGAUCGCUUCCUCAAGACGCUACUUACUCACCCCACUUUUGCAACCCACGAGAUGCUAUGGGAGUUCUUCCUUGUCCCUGAGCUGCAGCCAGAACUGAUGGCCGACCGAUCUAACCGCAAGGCUGCGGUUCUUUCAGAGACGAUAUCAGACGAAUAUGCGCCGGUCUCCAUUGAAGGAAUGCGCGACACAGAGCAAUUCGUCACUCACGCCCAGGAUAUGGUGCGUGGAGUGCACGUCAACACUCGCAGUCUCAUUCGCCGCGGACACGCGCUCCAAAAUGGAACAUCCGACCUCGCCGACGCGGUGAUGAUUUGCUCCUCUGUGCUAGCCACCCUCCGGAAACCAACCAAUGCACUCCCCACCUCCCACAUCGAGGCCUUUGCCCGCUACGCGACUUACCUUUCCACCUCUCGCUCCGACUCCUCUCCUCUCCUCCAAUACCUCGCUGCUCUGUCCUCCAUCGAUAGCACGACCGCCGCAGUCCUUGAAUCUCUCUCCCGCCCCCUUUCCAUCAUGUCCUCCCUUUCUUCCACCAACCGCCACAUCGCCCGCUCUCGCUCCUCGCUCCUCUCCGCCUCCCUCCCUCGCAAAUUCAACAUCAACCUCCCCGGCUUUGAAGAAUCCCGACAACGAUCCGUCCGCGAUCUUGAACAAAAGAUCCGCGACGGCGAAGCCGAAUCCUCCCGGCUGGCCAAAGAGGUCACCUGGAACAAGGACGUUGUCGUCAGCGAUCUUGCCGGCUGGACCUCCUGGCGGGAAAAGGUCGGCCGCGACGCCAUUCGCGCGUUCGUCAAGGAUACGUUGGUCCGAGAGAAGGAGCGUGGGAAGCGACUCGAGCGUUGUCUGCGUAGUGUCCGUGACAUAAAUUCAUGA